Messenger RNA from Bombyx mori (domestic silkworm), 2691 nucleotides. RefSeq lists its product as uncharacterized. The record is from RefSeq and is a predicted model, not a curated record. The coding region runs from base 1 to 1056 and encodes 351 amino acids. NCBI's taxonomy places the organism in Eukaryota, Metazoa, Arthropoda, Insecta, Lepidoptera, Bombycidae. The transcript is spliced from 2 exons.
AUGCGGCGCAAUACAACAAGCAACGCUUCGACAGAGGCAAGGCGAAAUUGCGCCCAUUUCAACGAGGCGACUACGUACUCGUCAAGAACAAUCCUCGUAACCAGAUAUCCCUCGACCUCAAAUACAGUGAGCCGUAUGAAGUAUGCAGAAUCCUGGACAACGAUCCGUUUCCGAUCCGAUUCCGUAAGAUACAAGUUAAGGAUGCCAGUAUGGCCAAACGAAACCGGAGAUUUCGGCAGAGUAGGUCGUACCACACACUGGAAAUAUGUGCCGAUGCGGAUUCAGGAAGAUCUUAAAGUGACAAGUACACCAGGCGUGAGGGAUUGGAACCUCCCCGAGGCAUUGAGGCCAGAGGAAGGAGGAGCAGGAACCCCCAAUCGUAAUUGUCUGGGUUGGGCACGUGCAGCUACUUUGACCAAUGAUCAAGUAGCAUUCCUGGAGAGCGCGAACGUAAUGGAAGAUGCGUUUCCGGUCAAAUUUUCGAAAUUUCAAUACAGUACCGAUUUGUAUGAAAAGGUUUCGUUAGCACUAUCUAAGACUGAGGAAAAGAUUAAAAUCAUUCCCCAGACGAAGAAGAACGCUGAAGGAGCUAUCGCACAGGUCUGUUGGAUACAAGUAGAAAAUACUGACCAAGACACAUCACCAAACAACUUUUAUUGUGAGUCAAGAAACAAUCAAGUUGUAACAUCAUCUGAAUUGGAUGCGCGCCAAAUUCUAGCAUCUUUGAUUCUGUCAUUCAGAGUACAAAAAGAUCAAAUUGGAGAGACCAGACCGUAUAGCGUUUACGCUUUCGGUAACUAUCGCGGAGUACCAGAUACAUGGCAUAGUACCCGAAACACGGUCUUCAACGAUGGUCGAGCCGAUAGGUGGAACGUUAAGGAGUACACUGCGCCAUUUACGGAUAAGUCAGAUCGGUACAUCAUCAAGCGAGUGACCGGCAGAGGGCGCCCUCGAGUUGCGCCGAGCGCCCCAGCCCGGCGAGCAGGACACCGUGUCGAGGGACAGUGUAGAGGACCCCGAGCGACAACCAGCGAGCGUGCCGGCCGACGAGACUGAAACAGAUGCCACAUCUCGGCCCCAGCCCCUGCCGUCUACCUCGCGAGCUGCCCAGGCCUUGGAUGCUUAAUGACCCGCGACUGGUGCAGAGCACGCACACUGUCUCGCAGAAUGGCCGUGUCGACGCACCACUCUAAUUAUAUGGAAAAAUUAAUUAAUCAAUCAAGAUUAAUUCCUAAUUUAACAUGCGGCGUAAUUAUUGAUUGUAAUUAUCACACGUGUAGUAAAAUCUCUCAUCUCUCAUCAACCGAAUGAUCAUGGUUCUAUACUCUUCGCAUAUACGAGUGUUACUGUGUUGUGUGCUAUAAUUGUCAUGUUGUAUUUGUUAUUUUAGUUAUGUGUUAUUUCUUCUACACACACUUAUCAGUUUUUUUUUUUUUUUUUUUAUUGCUUUGAUGUGUGGACGAGCUCACAGCCCACCUGGUGUUAAGUGGUUACUGGAGCCCAUAGACAUCUACAACGUAAAUGCGCCACCCACCUUGAGAUAUAAGUUGUAAGGUCUCAGUAUAGUUACAACGGCUGCCCCACCCUUCAAACCGAAACGCAUUACUGCUUCACGGCAGAAAUAGACAGGGCGGUGGUACCUACCCGCGCGGACUCACAACAGGUCCUACCACCAGUAAUUACGCAAAUUAUAAUUUUGCGGGUUUCACUUUUAUUACACGAUGUUAUUCCUUCACCGUGGAAGUCAAUCGUGAACAUUUAUUGAGAACGUAUUUCAUUAGAAAAAUUGGUACCCGCCUGCGGGAUUCGAACACUGGUGCAUCGCGCUCAACGCGAAUGCACCGGACGUCUUAUCCGUUAGACCACGACGACUUCAAUUAUUCUCAUUAUCCUCUCGCAGGUCUGCUGGAAGAGAUUUCUCAAAGAAACAAGCAGUGCCUUUGUACAUAAUUUUCCUAUUACUUUGUACUGUGUCUUGUUUUCUGUGUGUACAUAAAUAAAUAAAUAAAUAAAAUAAAAAUAUUUCAGACUGAUUGUUAAUUUAAGCAAAAUGCAAUGUUAUGGUUUGCUGUCACUUGGGCAGCAAACGAUAACGUUGCAUUUACCAUUCGUCUUCAGAGGAAUGUUUAAUCAUUUGCUAAAUUCAUUUCUUGAUUUUUAAGCGACGUCUACUUGUUUAACACGAUCUUUGGUUAAGAUUAAUGUUUAAAGGAACUCUGCCAGAUUUUGUAAUACGCGGAAACGAUACCACGUGAUUACGUUUGUAAGGAUAGAUUCAACUUUAGAUUUAGUUAGUGACCUAAAUUAGUUGUUUAAAUUAAUUUGUGAUUUAACUAUCAAGUUUGGAAAAUUUAGUGAGUUUGCGUUUUAAUAAUUUGUGAAUUUGAAGUAAUUUCCGUCUUGACAAGAGGGAGCCACCGAACUAUCAAGUUUGGAAAAUUUAGUGAGUUUGCGUUUUAAUAAUUUGAGAAUUUGAAGUAAUUUCCGACUUGACAAGAGGGAGUCACCGUUUUUGUUUUUCGGGGUGGCGGCUUGUAUGUCAUCAAGACGGAAAGACUUUCUUUCUGUGCUGCGCCUCGGCUGCGACCAGACGCUCUGAGAGUACAUACUGUUUUAUUAUUUUAAGGUUAUUUUUAAGUGUGUAUAUCAGUGCUAGGCGAAGUGUUGUAAUUAAAUAGUGUUAAACUAUAA